Messenger RNA from Aphanomyces invadans, 1913 nucleotides. RefSeq lists its product as hypothetical. The transcript has 3 exons. Bases 17 to 1765 code for a protein of 582 amino acids. The record is from RefSeq and is a predicted model, not a curated record. NCBI's taxonomy places the organism in Eukaryota, Oomycota, Saprolegniomycetes, Saprolegniales, Verrucalvaceae. Gene Ontology annotation, cellular component: cytoplasm.
AAAGUUGCCGCGCGCGAUGAGCGAUGAAGCGAUGGCAUACAUGGUGAUGCCACAUGAGGCGGAGUACAUGGUCGAGAACGUAACGCCACUGCCGUUGGAAGCGAUGGGGUCUGCGGACUUUAUCCGUCUGCACAGUGACGUCGAGAAGCUCAACUUGCAGGCCCACCAAAGCGCGAAGCAAAAGGCCGACAACUUUGUCAUCGAGUCUAUUCUAACGUUCAAGAAGCUGCCAGUGCUCGUCCACAACAUGCUCGUGAACGAACUGUGGAAAGAGCAUGUGUUCCCCACCUUGGACGACGUGUCCGACGCGGCAUCCAUGCGCACGUACUUUGUGCUGUACCACGAAGCCGUGCUAUGCAACCUGCUCGAAGUCGCAUUCUACCACGAGCACGUCAUCGAGAGCCUGGACGACGAAACGUUGAUAGAAGUAUUGGACUACUGCAUGCGCAAAAUCACGUGGCUGAUUCGAACGCCGCGCGAGGUCAUUCGCACCAAGACCACGUUUCACAAGUCGGGGCACGACAUUGUCCGCGAACUCGACGCUGCUUCCCGCAAGGACGAGCUGCACCGACAGUGGUUGGAGAUGGAGUUCCGCUUGUCGGUGCAAUGCGUCGCAAUUCUCCGGUACAUGUGCGAGCGCGUGCACGUGCUGUCGCUCAACGUGUUGACCCGACUGCUGGACAAACACGAUGCGCUCUUGUCGUUCGUGGCGCUGAUCGAGAACCCGCCGUGGACGUACAAAACCCCCGACUCGAACCAGUGGAAAAAGUUUCAAGACCAAAAGUGGGCCGUCGUCGACCCGUGCGACUUGCUUCAAAUCACCACGACCGAAGCGCAGCCGUGGAUCGGAGUCUACUUUCUCGUGUGCUCCAAGGUCGCGCGGGACCAGUACCAGCUCACGUCGUUCCGGAAGAACCAAGUGCUGCGCAUUCGAAAGUACCUGAACGACGUCAUGCUCGACCAACUGCCACUCCUCGCCGACGUCCAGCGGUUUUUGGACGAGCUAGCGAUUGUGCAACUCAACCCGAACGCUGUGUCCAGCGCCGCCAAGCUCGUGAUGGAGGUCGUGCCCGUCAUCCGCACCGCCCUCCUUCGCGAGUACCGCACUCGCUACGCACAGCUUGGUCUUGCGUACCAAGCCGCGUGUGCCCAGAUCAAUCGGAAGCACGACAUGCAGGUGCUCGCCGACGUGUACAACAUGCAAGGCAUCGACGAUUUGCUGGAUGGUGGCGGCAGUCUGUCGGUGGACGCCGUGCUCGAACCGAGCAAUCAAGACGUGGACAAGGAAUACGUCGCCCAGGAAGCGCGGCGCCCAGUGUCGGUGGACGUCGUCAUCUCGUCCGGCUCGCAAAAGAUCGUCGACACAAACAACCACGCCGUGUGCUGUUUGACGUAUGAAGUCGACAUGACGUCGGAAAAGGCCAUCGAGACCACAGACGGCACGUACGCCCGGUACUCGUUGCGCGCCGUGUCAAGCAAAGGGGGAGUGCCCGACGACGCCAUCGUGGCGGUAUCGAACCAUGCUCGCAUUCAUGCCACGAUUGGUUUCGCCGACGACGCCAUGCCCCCGAUUCAAUUGCAAAACCCCGACGUCAACUUGCCGAUGGCCAACGACGCAACCGCCAAGCCCGUGUGGCGCCAAGUAGGGAUUCUCGACCAAGGCAACGGAGUCGUUCAAAUCCAGUUCAAAAUCGACCCUGCCACGGACGCCCAUGUCAUGGGCUCGCUCUUCCUCUCGCUUCCACGGAUGCAAGCCGCGGCGUGACGAUCCAAGGCGGCGAACUCGAUUGCGUCUUCACAUUGCGUAGAGUUGGCAGGACUAGUUGAAGUCGAACGUGACUGAGACUGCAUAUCGCAUGCGCAUCUGCCAUAGCCACAUCAACAAAUGCAUGCGCCCAUCGAGUCUCUCAACA